AUGCUAUUGUUCCAGCAGCCACUUCCGGAAGCAACCGGAAGCAUCCAGAUGGAUAUAGACCAAAGAGCAUCGAUUACCGAUGACAGCCAUCAGGUUUCUCUUCCCAACCCCCAAAUUUCCAAACUCCAACGCUACUGCUCUCCCAUCCUCUUUACUCUUUCAUCGGAAGCUCCUUACUCUCUUCGCCUUGCUCUUCCCAUUACCUUUAAUGCCUCAACAUUUUUUUUUAUUUAUUAUUUCUCCCAUUCGAUUUCCAGCCGAUUAUCUCUUUUCCCCUUUUUCCAUUUUCCUCUCUGCCUUCUAUCCUUCUUACCACUUCUCCCCUGCAAUACUUCUCACAAUCUCGCUUUUUACCACUCGUCUUCUCCUUUUCACCACUCUCUCCUUUUCACACUCUUUCCUUUUCACCAUUUUGUCUCCCCAUACUGUCUUUCUGAACACUUAACGCCUACUCUUUAUACUUCGCUACACAGCAAUUUUACAUCUCACAUACUCUCUUCCACGCCACUACUACUCAUCACUCUCUCCUUCUCACCAAUCCCUUCAUCUUUAUUUUUCUUUCCACUGGUCUCUCUUUCUCCCAUCUGCUACUCCUCACUACUCUUUCUUUCUCACCACUCUCAUUACUUUCUACUCAAAUUGCCAGUAUCUUUCUCACUACUAUCGCAUUCUCACUACGACUUGUUUUCCCUAUACUCUCGUUUUAUCUCUCUCUCUCCCCCUUAUAUAUGUUAUAAAUGCUUUGAUAGACUACGUAAUCGGACAGAGUAUUUUCAGCACUCUCCCUUCUCACCAUUUUCUCUCUCUCUCUCUCUCUCUCUCUCUCUCUCUCUCUCAAAAAGACUUCAUCAGCGAUGGUUUGGAGAAGAUUGCCCAGCAGCCUCCAAGGUAACACCUUGCCAACAACAAAGGGAAACGAUAUCUCACAGUAAGUCCCAUAGCCAUCUUUGCGUAUGUAAUGCCCGCAAUUGUCCUUCCGUUUAUAGAGAACAACCAUUAGGGCAUCUUUACAAUUAUCUCAUCUAUCCAAACCUUUAG
This is a messenger RNA of Acanthosepion pharaonis, 1038 nucleotides long. The record is from the annotation of a GenBank genome assembly. NCBI's taxonomy places the organism in Eukaryota, Metazoa, Mollusca, Cephalopoda, Sepiida, Sepiidae.